UUUUAGCAACAAAGGAGCACACACCUUGAUCCUUGAUUGGUAAGAAGACACAAAAGAAGGCUGCUUCAGAGAAGCCAUUUGCCAGCAGGAUUCAUUCAUGUUGAGGACCAAGGAAGGCACUCAAGCACCUGCAAUAAACUCCACUUAAAUUCAGUGUCUGUAUGAUAAUUAAGAAAUCACAAUACCUUGUAUUGAUAAUUAUUACAAAUGUAUGUUCCCCAGAAGUUAAAUAUUGCCUGAAAGAUCCAAUAAAAAUAAUGACAGCUGGGGCACCUGGGUGGCUCAGUUGGCUAAGCCUCCGACUCCUGAUUUCUGGUCAGGUCAUGAUCUCAUGGUUAGUGGGUUCGAGCCCCAUGUGGGACUGUGUGCUGAUGGCGUGGAACCUGCUUGGGAUUCUUUUUCUCUCUGUCUCUCUCUCUCCCCCACUCACCCCUCCCCUACUGGUGUUCUCUCUCACGAAAUAAAUCGUUAAAAAAAAAAAAAUGAUAGCUACUUUACUGAAUGCCUGUCAAUUCACUUGAUCUUUCCCUAAAUCAAGGUAGGUGUGUCCCCUUUGGUCAGGCACCCUUAAAAUCUGUUGCCACAUAUUCUCCCCAGGUUUUUCUAACAGUUUUUAGAAUAUUAAAAAAUUUUAUUUUGAGUAUGAUUACACACUUGCUGAUUCUGAUUCUGCAUAGCACCCUCUGGCUCAUGUUGAGGCUGACCCCUGGUCUUGGGAAGACACAGUAAGACCUAGAACACAGGAGAGAAGAAUUUUGUUUUCCUUAGGCAAAGGGAACACUAAAAAUCAUUCCUCUCCUAAUUGUAGCCCUAGAUCAUGCAGAUAAACUGUAUGUUCUUUGUAGCAUCAAUUUAGAAGACGUCUAUUCAUUUGAAACCAGUCAAAACGUAGGGUGGUGUUGGUUGGGCAGUUGAAGGCCCCAGGUGUGUGGACAUGGCAUCUCCUGGGGACCCUCCUCCUCCCUGACCUGCCCUCAUCCUUGGCGUCCCCUGCGGGAACAAGAAAAGGGUAGGGCCUGUUGAGGGAAGUGGAGCUUUGAGUUUCCAUCCAGUGCUUUGUUUGUAUGUAUGUAUGUAUGUAUGUAUUUAUUUAUUUAUUUAUUUAUUUAUUAUUUAUUCUUUUUUUCCCCCCAGUGCUUUGUUUUUAAAAGGACGCCCCCUUUUCCGUCUUGCAAUAUUCCGUCUGGUGGUGGGUUAGCUGGCUGGGGAGGGGCUUGGGGGUUCUGGAGUGGCUGUCCUGCAUCUUGGGGAGCCCACGCCGUCCACCGUGGAGCCCCAGGCUGGGUGGGUGACCCCACAGCAAUAUGUGGGGGAAGCAUAAUUACCCCUUUUGAAACUGAGUCUUGGGGGGGGGUGCCAGGAUUUUGUUUUUGUUUGUUUUACUUAGGGACUUUACCACGUGGCAGAGCCAGGAUUCAAACUGCUUUCUGCCUUACCAAGUCUCUUCAAUUUACUCUCUCCCCUCAGGGAUCCUAUUAUCUAUGGCUUCCAAGAAAGUGUCUACCUGUGGUGAACAUUUCAGGCCAGAAAAAUUAAAAGAAUGGCCAGAGCUCGAGUCAGUUGCUUUAAUGGAGGUGUUAGCUAGAGAAGACAUUGAUGAAGCUGUACAUGCAAUAUUAUUUAGAGAAAAUUACAUUGCCAAGGUUAUGUUGCCUUUGUUUUGUGAUUCCCUGUUUAGAAGAUGGCAAGAGAUGGAUGAAGAGAAGAGAGCCGUUUUUCAAAAUAAGACAGGAAAACGAUACACCUUAAAAGAAUGUAAAGACCUAGAGAAGGCCAGGCUUUAUGCCACAUUGCCCCAUUUCACUUUUACUCUACAUGAUGUUAUUCUAGAGUGGCAUAAAGCCUCUGCGAGAUCUACCAUUUUUGAAAGGCAAUUUCAUUCCUCAAAGCUCAGCCAGGAGAAUGGAAGGGAAGAGAGGAAUUGUGUGGUGAGCAGAGAUCUGGGGGAGCAGGGCUGGGAUGGCACAAGUUGCAACAUGCACAAGAUGACAGGCAUUGAUUUUGGAAUUUGAGCCAUUGACACAUCCCUCCUUGUGACACAGGUUCCCCAGGGUAGAGAAGGCAGGAGGCAAAAAAGGGAGUGGAAAGGAUGUUGCAGAAGAUUUACUUCAUGCACAGGAAAUGGUGGGGUUGCCUCUGGGCUUGGUGCUGCUGCGCCCUGUGGCAGGGAGUCUGGGGUUUGGAAACUCAGAAAAGGUGCACAUAGUGGGACCCCAGAACCUGCUUUGGAGGACAGAUUGUGUCCUCACGAGGUUCGAGGUGCCAGACAGCACAGACCACAACCCUGGGUGCCUGGGGAAGGCCAGUAUAGGUGGGGGUCACAGCCCGUGUUAAGAAGAGUGAUGAUGGCAAAAGUCCUGGGGCGGCACCCGGCCUCCCUGCAGCUGGGGUUCAGGCAUGGCUGCAGGGAACGGUGCCAUCUGUAAGGAGGCCAUGGUAAUAAAGCUUCGCUGAGCUUUACUUCCUCAUUUGUGUGCCAACAGUUAAAAUGCUGCCAAUGGGUUUUCUCUCUCCAGAAGUGUAAGAUGUUGCAAGCAGUAACAAACAAUAAUAGUUACUGUUUAUUGAGCUGUUGUGAACUAGGAACUGUGUGAGAUAUUUUUAUAUAUUAAAAAAAAAAUUUUAAGUUUAGUUAUUUAUUUUGAGAGAGAGAGAGUACUAGUGGAGGAAGGGCAGAGAGAGACAGG
Messenger RNA from Acinonyx jubatus (cheetah), 2687 nucleotides. RefSeq names its product family with sequence similarity 228 member A (gene FAM228A). NCBI's taxonomy places the organism in Eukaryota, Metazoa, Chordata, Mammalia, Carnivora, Felidae. The record is from RefSeq and is a predicted model, not a curated record.